This is a messenger RNA of Eublepharis macularius, 2190 nucleotides long. Its product is annotated as cholesterol 24-hydroxylase-like. Gene Ontology annotation, biological process: cholesterol catabolic process. Bases 317 to 1831 code for a protein of 504 amino acids. The record is from RefSeq and is a predicted model, not a curated record. Lineage: Eukaryota; Metazoa; Chordata; Lepidosauria; Squamata; Eublepharidae. The transcript has 15 exons. Gene Ontology annotation, molecular function: cholesterol 24-hydroxylase activity; heme binding; iron ion binding.
AGCGGCGCUCUCUGGUCAAACGGAGGUGGACUUGGCGGAGACUGAGAGCGGGCAAUGAAACUAAUCGGGGACGCGGCUCCAGCGCCGUGGCCCGAGGGACUUUUCUUCCGGGCUGCUUUUGCUUUUCUGCCCCCACCUCAGGAUCCCCCGCAGGACCGCUUUAAGCGACGGCUCCUGCCCCAGCCAGGCUCCGCCCCGCCUAAAGGGACUUACUUUGCCCAACGGACUCCUUGGCAGCAGUUCCGUGAAUUCUAACGCAGGAGCAACAAGGGGGCGCUUGGCUGUUGCGGGCGACCCAGAGGGGCUCCGGGCCGGAAUGGACGCGCUGGAGGCGAUCUGGGGUCUGCUGCGCCUCUUGCUGGCGGUGGCCCUUCUGGCCUUCGGCCUUUAUUGCGGCUACAUCAAAUACGUCCACCUGAAAUACGAUUACAUCCCCGGCGCCCCAAGGACCAGCUUUUUCUUAGGUCAUCUGCCAAUCAUGUGGAGAACAUUUAAAAAUAACGAAGUGGUUUAUGAUCUUUUGGCACAGUGGGCUGAAGAAUAUGGACCAGUUCUGCGUAUUAAUGUCUUUCACAGAGUCUCAGUGUUAAUAUUAAGUCCUGAAGGAGUAAAGGAGUAUCUGAUGCUACCACAAUACCCAAAAGACCCAUUUACAUAUGGUCGUGUUUAUAGUAUGUUUGGUGUAAGAUUUUUCGGGACUGGCUUGCUAGCAGAUCGCGACUAUAACCACUGGCACAAGCAGCGGAGAAUUAUGGAUCCAGCUUUUAGCCGAACUUACCUGAUGGGGUUAAUGGGAAUCUUCAAUGACAAAGCAGAAGAGCUUAUGAAGGUGCUGGAAGAGAAAGCCAAUGGAGAGACAAAAGUUGAUAUAAUGAGCCUGCUGAGACGAGUGACUCUUGACAUCAUUGCAAAGGUGGGGUUUGACUUAGAACUGAACACUCUGUACGAUGACCAAACACCUUUCCCACAUGCAGUGACUACGAUCAUUGAAGGAGUUUCUGAGGCACGCAUCCCUACUUUUGAGUACAUGCCAGGGAAUAGAAAAAUGGUGAAAAAGGUUCAGGAAAGCUUGAGGCUGAUACGUCGUACUGGGAAGGAGUGUAUCGAGCAGAGGCGCAAGGCCAUCCAGAAUGGAGAUGAGACCCCUAUGGAUAUUCUUACUCUGAUCUUGAAGAAUGCAGCACAGGAGGGAGACUAUGAUGAUGAAAACAUGCUGGACAACUUUAUCACCUUCUUUUUUGCAGGUCAUGAAACCACUGCCAAUCAGUUGUCCUUUGCCAUCAUGGAGCUGGGACGGCAACCUGAAAUUAUGGCAAAACUUCAGGCUGAAGUGGAUGAAGUCAUUGGCGUAAAGAGAGACGUUAACUAUGAAGAUCUUGGCAAACUCCACUAUUUAUCACAGGUUCUCAAAGAAGUCCUGCGAUUGUACUCACCGGUUCCAACCACUUUACGCUGGACAGACACUGAAAAUAUCAUUGAAGGGGUCAAAAUUCCAGCAAACACCACCCUGGCUUUCAGCAUGUAUAUCAUGGGGCGCAUGGAAAGGUAUUUCAAGGAUCCACUGACCUUUGAUCCUGACCGAUUUGGCAAAGAUCAGCCAAAGCCGUACUAUUCCUACUUCCCAUUUUCCUUGGGGCCUCGUUCCUGCAUUGGGCAGACAUUUGCACAGAUGGAGGCUAAAGUGUUGAUGGCUAAAUUUCUGCAGAGGUUUGAAUUUCAGCUGGUCCCACCACAGAGCUUUAAACUUUUGGACACUGGAACACUGAGGCCAUUAGAUAACGUUGUAUGCAGACUGAAGCUACGCAACCCUCUUGCUUUUGAAAGAGAUUGAGAACAAUAUUGAUGACAACAGUUUGGAAUUGCGACAAGAAAACGCUAAAGUGUAUUUCAUAGAUGAAUUAAGACUGAAAUGUAUCAUAAUGGAAUUUGCACUGGGAUUAAGAGGGUUUGCGGUAUGAAUUAAACACUGAAUUGAUUAAACUGGAAAGGGCCAACAAAGGCGGCCCCAAUAAUUCAGCAAAAACUGAUGUUACUGAAAGACAGUUCGAUGUGUGCCAUAUUAUGAUGGCACAAAAACUUGUGUAAAUGUGUUGCACAUGCAAGUGUAUGGAAACAUGGGCAUGUGAAGUUCUGUACAUGCUUAUGGCAGUUUCCACUGGGCAGGAGUGAGCCCAUAAAAUUCAUGUUCUG